Molecule: messenger RNA, 369 nt
Organism: Amaranthus tricolor (Joseph's coat)
Lineage: Eukaryota; Viridiplantae; Streptophyta; Magnoliopsida; Caryophyllales; Amaranthaceae
Exons: 2
Coding region: 1-369 (122 amino acids)
Source: RefSeq, a predicted model, not a curated record
AUGAAACUUAUUUGGAAAGGAAUGCAUUUAGAAUAUUUAGAUCCAAAAACAAAAUCAUGUGAACAAGAAAUACAACGAAAUGUUCAGCUACAAAGUGUUACUAACCAAUUACCUGAUGCAUUCACAGAUACUAAGAAAGUUACAAAAUCACAUAUACCAGUAGCAAAUACUCCUGCUCGAAUAGAAAUUCCUGAUGAAAAGGAAAAAAGUGAUGAAAUUGUUGUGCAAAGAAAGCGUGGAAGACCAUUUGGUUCAAAAGAUUUAAAAUCAAGAAAAUUGAAAAAACAAGAAAGUGCACCAAAUGAUACUCAAAUUGAAAAAAAAGACCUGAUUGGCCAAGAUGGAAAGAAGCAAUUGAGGCAGAGUUAA